Molecule: messenger RNA, 1236 nt
Organism: Corylus avellana
Lineage: Eukaryota; Viridiplantae; Streptophyta; Magnoliopsida; Fagales; Betulaceae
Product: MIZU-KUSSEI-like protein (Protein of unknown function, DUF617)
Biological process (GO): hydrotropism
Source: RefSeq, a predicted model, not a curated record
UUUUAACAAUCUUCCCACUUCUUUGUUCCUGUUAGAGUUAGGUGGGGCUGCUCACCUUCUUUUUGGCAGCAUCCUCUCUCUGUCCCCCCACCCCUUCACUACUCUAAAUCCCCUGACUUGACAGAUAGGGUAGAAAUUACGAAACAAAGAAAGAAUAAAACAGAAUAAAUCACCCCCCAUCACUCCCACUUAACAUUAUAAACACAAUCUAAUCUCUUUCUCAUCUUUUACUUUUCUCUCAAGUCUCCCAACUCCUCAUUACUUACACAGAUGAAGACCAUCACCGCCAAGACCCCCCACGACUCUUCUUUCUCCUUCUCCAGGAGAUACUUCCACUGGAAAAAGAAGGCAGAGGAUGACGAUGACGAGGAAGAAGUCUUGACCUUCAGCUCCUCCUCACAUUUCUGUGACCAGGACUUCAAAGAUGCAGACUUUACGAUCCCCGCGCCUACACCCACGAAAAAGAAGCCGUCGGUUUCUAAGCUCCGAUCGGCUCUUGCGGUUUUCAGCAAGACCCGAAUCCGAACCCACCAUCAGUCGGGUCUGGGGACCCGAGUAAUCGGCACCCUUUUCGGGUAUCGGCGUGGGCACGUCCAUAUCGCAUUCCAAGAGGACGCCAAGCUGAAUCCCGCGUUUCUCAUCGAACUCGCGACGCCGACGAGCGUUCUAGUCAGAGAAAUGGCUUCCGGGCUGGUCCGCAUAGCCCUGGAGUGCGAGAAGCAAACAGACAAGAAGGGGAAGAAGUUGCUGGAGGAGCCGCUGUGGAGGACUUACUGCAACGGCAAGAAAUGCGGGUUUGCCAUGCGGCGGGAGUGCGGGCCCGAGGAUUGGAAGGUGUUGAAAGCCGUGGAGCCCAUUUCAAUGGGAGCUGGCGUUUUGCCAGGGAAUGGGAAUGAAGGUGAGUCCGAAGGCGAGUUGAUGUAUAUGAGAGCAAAGUUCGAGCGAGUUGUGGGGUCUAAAGACUCGGAGGCCUUCUACAUGAAGAAUCCUGAGGGUGCUGGAGGUCCUGAACUCAGCGUGUAUUUGCUUAGAGUUUAGAUUUGCCAUGAAAACACCUAUCAUUUUCAUCAUCUUUAAUUAUUAUGUCUCCCUUUUAUUGUAAAAAGUAUUUUCCAUUUUGAUGGCAACAUUAUAUAUAUAUAUGAAUAUAAUGUUAAGGUUGUGCCAUUGGUCAAGUGAUUUGAUAUUAAUGUAAUAUGGAUCGAGCUUCCUGAGAAUUGCAUACUUUCCUAUGUG